AACCAGAGUCCACUUUGGACUUGUCUUUCCGUUACCUAUGUUGUUUUAAUCAUCGACCUUGUUUACCUGUACGUGUAAACUUUUGUAACUUGAUUCAUGUUUAAAGGAGUCCUCAGAAAGUCCUUAUAUACGGAAUACUAUUUGGACUGUUGUUUAGAUACUUUUUUAUUACGCUUAGUUGCUAAUUAGGCACAUCGUCACAAAACAACUACCAAUACUACCAAUAUUACCAAUACUACCAAUACCAAUACUAACGAGAAACAAGAUUUCUUGUUGUAUUCUUUUCUUUUCUUUUCUCUUUCCCCCCCUUUUUUUUUUCACUCUUACUACUUACCUCUUCUCUACUCGACUCCGUACCUGCCGCCGAGAAGGACGGUAUAUCUACCUCUGACCCUAUCCCCCCUCACGUGUUGUGCCGUAAACUGUCUUCAUUGGCAUAGAAUCCUUGGGACUUACCGGUUAUUAAAAAAAAAGAGUAAAAAAAAUGUCCGAAGACGUAUCCAAAUUCCUACUCCAGAUUAAGGAGCUGGGUGAUCGACGAAUUGAAGAAGACGAAGCUCGUUCACGAGAGCUUGAAGAGAGAAUAUUACGAGAAAGAAAAGAACGAGAAGCUCGGCGCGCAGAGCGUGCCAGGUCUAUUUCACCUCAAAAAUCCUCGCCUGUAAAUACCCCACCGCCUUCAUCCCACCAACACGACAUUCCUGCCUCACCUGGCCGAUUAAACCUAGACGAAUCUCCUGUCCUAGGCCUUCCUGCUGCUAUUAAAUCAUAUGCUACUCACAACCCCGAGGAAAUGAUCAGCCCAAGACCAUUUUCCGACUCGGCUUCCAAAGAGAACGAAUCUCCACUCGAACCGGAAGACAAGCAACUACCUCAAACCACUCCUACCCGAGCUAGGGGGCUUUCAUGGCAAAGACGGCCUAAUUCGCAAGCCUCCGAACGUUCGCGAAGUCGACCCCUGUCUGUUGUUGCUGCCGAGAACGCGGCACGGAAUACACCCUCUGAACCUCCUUCGGCGGCCGAAACUGCAUCUAAAGACCAAAUUGCUCCGGUAUUAUCCUUUAAAGACCCCCCAGGACCACGCCAAGCUGGAGACGAGGGUACUACUUCCUCUGCGGAGAAAAAUAGUCCAGUUGAGGAUAGUUCAACAGAAAUGUCCCGUGCACCUUCUAAUGAAGUUGCAAAAGACGAUACGGAUUCGCAGCCGACUUCCCCUAAUCAACAUAACAAACUAGGUUCGCCUUUGCACUUGUCGGCGUCUCAAAGACUGGACCCCCCUAACAGUGAUGCUCAACUGGAGAUGGAGAAUAGUCAACAGUCGCCAGGCAUGUCUCUUUCAGGACGAACUUCGCCCUCUAAGCUGGACAGAUCAAGCUCACCGACGAAAGGAAUGGGAGGAUUUGUACAGAGCGCUAUGAUGAAACGGUCGGAUAGCAUCAAGAGGUGGAGCAUUCAAUCACCUACAGGUGUGCCUCGGGUAGAUCCAAUUGUCUCGCACAGGACAGGCGGUGGGACUAGGUCAAGACCUACCAGUUUAAUCCGUGAUCCUUCUGUGGAAGUCUCACCGAAGCCUUCGGCUAGUCAAGACGGAGAGCACCAGGAAGAAGACGCGACUAUUACCGAGAAGCCUGCCGAUCCACUCAAAGUUGAAGUUAAACCCUUACCGAAUUCGCCGGAACAGGAAUUAGGUCGAGCUACACCUACAACUCCCUCUAAGACCUUGGAUUCUAGGCGAUGGAGCCCUACGAAGUCUAGCUGGCUCGAAUCGGCUCUGAACAAACCCGAAUCUCCCAAGCGGGGGCACACCCCGUCAAAAAGCCAACCUUCUUGGAUGGCAGAUCUCCAGAAAGCAAGGGCCGAAAAGGCUGUUAAUUCUACUACUGAGAGAAGUAGGUCGCCAACUGUUUCGCAUAAGCAUCAAGUCAGUAUUGGUGGACUUAUGAGGUCUUCUGCACCUGGUAUUACCACGAAACCGCCGCCUGGCUUGGGUGUUCUUAAUAUAGGUGGUACUGCCGCCCGCACCGAUGAUAGCAGCAGUCCCACGAAAGAUACUCAGAGCCCUAUAACGCCAGGCGUGAAGAGCCCAGACGUGAAGAUCCCAGAUCUGAAGAGUCCAGACCUGAAGAGCUUAGAUCCAAAGAGCACAGAUCUGAAGAUCCCAGAUCUAAAGAGCCCAGAUCUGAAGAGUCCAGACCUGAAGAGCUUAGAUCUAAAGAGCCCAGAUCUGAAGAGCCCAGACUUGGAUCGUAAACUGCCGUUGCCGGCUGUCAAACCAAAGCCUGACAUGCCGCCUAAGGUGGAUUUCCGAGCGAACCUAAAACCUAGGCAACCACCGGUUACUACUAAUGAUAACCCAGAAAGCGAGUUUAAAAACGUCUUUAGUAAACUUCGAAAAACGACAACGCAGAGCUAUGUUCCACCAGAUGAACUCAAAGACAAUAUUCUGAAAGGGAAAGCAUCUCUUAAUCUUACAGGUGGCCCGCAGAAGACAGAACGUGUUGACGAAUUAAAGGAGGCUAUUCUGUCAAGGAAGAAGGAUUUCCAGACAGUACAAGCGGAGGGCCGUGGUGUAACUCGAAAUAACAGCACAGCAAGUGAAACACCAAUUCCCGAGGGUAUAGCGAGGCGCAACACACUUUUGAGAUCAAAUACGCUGGGCCAAGAUUCUGCAGCAGCAAUCCAAGCAGCCAUUGCGGAUAUCCCGAAGCCAGGUAUAGUAUCAAGACGUGAUUCUACCCAGGAUACACCGUCUCCCAAGCCACAAAGGUUUGGUGGUGCUGGGAAUCCGGAUCUAACUGCGGGUUCCACUCCUAAGACAGACAUUCCAAAUAUCCCGAGGCGAGGUUCAGCUCAAGCCGUCUCAAUCGUUAAGGACACAACUGUUCCUGACCGGCUACAAGGAAAACCCUUGGGUGGUGGCUUGGCUGGUCGAUUCAACCCUGCUCUUGCUGGUUUAAUUGCUAGGGGACCACCUGGUGUAGCUCCUGGAUCUUCAUCUAGCACUGCAACCUCUAAAUCACGCGAUGACGCAACUGAUGUGAAUGAUAAUAAGGCUGGCUCGGGGCCAAAGUUGACACAUAUGACCAAGGGUCGCGCUAGAGGGCCCAAGAGAAAUGCACCAACUUCAAUAACUGCCGCAGCCCCUCAUGCACCAGAGGAAACUCCGUCUAACAGCGUAACAGUUGGACGCGCAGCAUCGCCAGAGAAGUCUCUCGAUUCCCCGCCAAAUCCUGAAGCAAACGACGUGGGCAAAGAUCAACUAGCAAGGCCGAGCCCGCCGUUGAUAUCUCCUAAUCUUUUCUCAAAUCCGUUCAUCGCCGCUGCAGCGUCAGAAGCCGGUAAGGCGCCGGGUCCAAGCAAAAUUCACGAGCAGGUAGCUGCCUUCGCGAAUCAGAGGAGACCACGGUCGCCCACAAAGGUAUCGGAUGACUCUAAAGAAUCCACUUCGCAACCGUCGUCUCCGAAGAAGCUCGAUGCGAGACGAAUGUCACGAUUUCUUGAUGAUGCAACAACACAAGCUGUUGGGAAAAUGGGUGAGCCUCAGGUGGUGAAAAAUGUGAAGGGGGACGAUGAGACGCCUUCUAUGGCAAAGCCAAAACCAGGUUCUGAUAAACCUCUUGUUCAGGAUCUACCAAAAUCGCAACCUCAGUCGCCGCCGCUGAACAAGUCAAGGACGCCACUGCCAGAUCCGCUUUCUUUAGGUCCGAAGAAGCUUUCCUCUAACGACACUUUCGGCUCUUCUCCCUCUCCAGAAGUUGUAAAGACUCCUGCUUCGAUCGAACGACCCUUACCCGCUAUUCCAACGCAUAACGGAUUAGAAAAGGCAUUGCCCCCGCGUCCAUUGCCAGAAGAACCUAAACAACUCCCACAGUCCCCCCCUAACCGUAGUUCAAGAACGCCGCCUCCGACGUCAUCGCCCAUACGGUCACCCUCUAAGCAGUCGUUUGAAGCUUCAACUUUACUUGGCGACUUUUUCGGCUCUGAACGUACACGCAAAAGUUAUAAUGUAGAUGCGGCUGAAUUGCUAAUGCAUCGACUAAGUAUAGCGCCACCUAAGAUCCAAACAUUAAGUGCACAGCUAUUUCAAUUUUCAGCAGACGGCAAGAAACUACCUGUGCCGGCCCACAACGAACGAACUUUGUUCGAAGGAGAGAUGUAUAUUUGUACUCACACGUUCAAGGAUGAAUCGGGCAGGAAGUUUACAGAGGUUUAUUUCUGGGCAGGAGAUGACGUUCCCCGCUCUACUGUCGACGAUGCGUCGUUAUUUGUAUCACGGGAAGCACGAGCUCUAGGCGGCAAGCUAGUCAAACUUUAUCAAGGCAAGGAGACUCCCGAAUUUCUACAGGCCUUGGGAGGUAUAGUUAUUGUCCAACGAGGUUCAGGCAAUAAGUUUGACUCGCUAGCACCGCACAUACUCUGUGGGCGGCGGUAUCGAGGGCAUAUCGUUUUCGAUGAGGUUGACUUCGCACCUACAACUUUAUGCUCUGGAUUCCCGUAUGUUGUAUCGACAGGUGGAAAAUGUUAUUUGUGGAAGGGCAAGGGUAGCGGUGUAGACGAGCUGAGCUGCGCGCGUCUCAUAGGAAUGGAUUAUGCAUUAUCAGGCGAGAUGGAAGAAAUCGAAGAUGGCCACGAGCCAGCAAGUUUCUGGGACCUUUUUAAUGUGAAGUCUAAGGCUAUGUCUGCGGAUCAUUGGCGUCUCAAACCGAGCUACGAUAAAUACUGCUGUAGGCUGUUCUGCUCAAACGCAGCCUCUAAGCAGCAAAUCGUUGAGAUAUCUCCAUUCUCGCAGGCCGAUCUACGACCGACGAAUAUAUAUGUCCUUGAUGCGUUCUUCGAGCUCUACAUCAUCGUAGGGUCCCGAGCCCAAGCGCAGUACGCGUCGUUUCAUAACGCAUUAGACUUCGCGCAAGAGUACGGAAUUCUCGCAGCUGGAAUGGAGGACAGGCCGUUCGUCCCGUUUUCAACGGUAGUGUUGGAGGGCAUUCCUCGAGACAUGAAGAGCGUAUUCCGCAAAUGGCGCGAUGCUGAGAGCCCUACAAUUACGAAUGUGAGCACUGGCCUUAAAAGGGGGCGUAGCUUGCGGGUCGUGCCUCUCAACCAGGCGCUGCAAGCGCUGAGCGAUUAGGAAUCGCGUCAGCCUUGAUGGUGGUACCUAAGAUUGGGGGCGAAUAACUACCUAGGAUGUGGUUACUUUCGAGGAGAUGUAGACCUUUUCAUCUAGCAUCCGGCAUAGCAUCAGCCACAUAGCUAUGCCCCGACAAGAUGAAGUCUAGAUGGCUUCAUAUUGCAUGUACAUACCGGGGUACGUGCACGCCUGCUCCCUUGGUGUAUCAUAUAGGGAUGUACGGAUCGGAUCAAGGGCGGAAACGGUGUUGGGGGGGGCAACACUGAUUGUAUGUAUGUACCUAGGUAUUGCAUGUUCUGGCAGGGGAGGCGUAAAUGCUUGUUUGUAGUCGGCAACACCCCGUGUUCUAUACGGCUGGCUGGCUCUUCACACUAGAUAUCAUAAGGAGAUGUCGGGCAGACACGCAAGGAGAUUAAUGUUGGGACAAUAAUACGCCAUCGAAGUUCACAAGCUUUUGCAUUGUAAAGUGGAUGCAUAUUGGCUUCUUGUGCUAUGCUAUACCGUGGCUGUGAUGACUUGCAAGGCCAUAUACCUUAGGUAGGUAGGUAGCUAUUAUGAUAGGGCUGAUGGGCUUGUUAGCCUAGUACGCCGUUUGUUGUCUAGCCAAGCUUCCGUUGUUUAUUCAUGUUCCGG
Messenger RNA from Daldinia caldariorum, 5758 nucleotides. RefSeq lists its product as uncharacterized. The transcript has 3 exons. Gene Ontology annotation, biological process: actin filament severing; barbed-end actin filament capping. The record is from RefSeq and is a predicted model, not a curated record. Gene Ontology annotation, molecular function: phosphatidylinositol-4,5-bisphosphate binding; actin filament binding. Bases 485 to 5125 code for a protein of 1546 amino acids. NCBI's taxonomy places the organism in Eukaryota, Fungi, Ascomycota, Sordariomycetes, Xylariales, Hypoxylaceae.